GACGCCGACGUCAUCUGCGGAUGGCGGUGACUCGCUCCUCGAAAUCCCGGAUCGGGACGCUACAGAUAUCAUACGCCAAUCUGACAUCGAUGAACAGUCGUUUCGUCUACGUGCAAAUCUCGAAACGAAACAUUGAUUUCUAUAGCGCAAACGUGGAUCCUGUUCAAUUUUUUCACUUUUUUGUUUAACGUUUAUUGUUGGUGGUUGAUAGUGACUAUAUAGGCUUUUUUGAGGUGCCUCUUGUGUUACAGUUCAAUAUUGAUAUCAAUAGUGAAGAAUAAUUUGAAAAACUAAAUGAGCGUAGAUUAGAGGAGAUAAAGAAGUUGUAGUGGAAAAAUAGCAAAGAAAAUACCUUAAGUAUCACAGUGAAAGUACACAAGAAUUUAUUAUAGUUUCAGAAAGUUUGAUCUGCAAGCCGACAACGCGCGGCGUGAAUGAUUGAAGAGCCGAGAUGAAUGGAACACCGACUGUCACAGCUACUGAAGAACAUCAGCAUCCACAUCAACAAACACCUAAUGAAACAUCUUCGGAACAUCCACGAAGUCCUACAAGUCCGUUAAGCGUUAGACACGAUUCUGGCGAAAGUAGUGUUAUUUCUCCAGGCUUACCAGAGCGUUAUAGUCCUCUAGGAGCAACAGGAUCCACAUCUAGUCACGAUCCUUAUGCGUCACGAUCAGUUCAGGAAUGCCCAGUACCCCUUUGCAGAGGGAUGCCUACAGACUUCCCUUUGGCUAGAUCGCCGUAUCUGACUGCCCUAGGCAACGGUCAUUCACAUUUGCUGGGCCAAGUGCAGCAUCAGCAGCAGCAACAACAGCAACAACAACAGCAAUCGCAACAACCGCAACACAGUAGUAAGCCGCCGCGUAGCCUUGGAUUAAUAUGUGUAGUCUGUGGUGACACUAGUUCUGGCAAACAUUAUGGAAUACUUGCUUGCAACGGUUGCAGUGGUUUCUUCAAGAGAAGCGUUAGACGAAAGCUGAUUUAUAGAUGUCAAGCUGGUACUGGAAGGUGCAUUGUGGAUAAAGCACAUCGGAAUCAGUGUCAGGCUUGCCGACUGAAAAAAUGUAUGCAAAUGGGAAUGAACAAAGAUGGCGACUUCAACAGUCAUCACACUCUCUGGGGAUUACAUAAAGCAGAUCACAGAGGUCGGCUAAUCGAAAAGUUACUAAUCGAGAACGAUCUAUUUCUCCUAAACAACAAAGAUAUUGCUACUUACUUCAGCACAGCAACUGGUAAAUUCAGCUCCAUUGAUCUUACUCUCUACACGCCUGACAUAGCGGAUAUAUUAGGAUGGCAAGCUUCCCUCGAUCUAUAUGACAGUGACCAUUUUCUAUUAGUAAUCAAUAUAGAAUUCAAUACAAACACAUCUACCAUCCAUCAACCUAGAUGA
This is a messenger RNA of Pseudomyrmex gracilis, 1390 nucleotides long. RefSeq names its product ecdysone-induced protein 78C-like. Gene Ontology annotation, biological process: cell differentiation; anatomical structure development; positive regulation of transcription by RNA polymerase II. The record is from RefSeq and is a predicted model, not a curated record. Bases 452 to 1390 code for a protein of 312 amino acids. NCBI's taxonomy places the organism in Eukaryota, Metazoa, Arthropoda, Insecta, Hymenoptera, Formicidae. Gene Ontology annotation, molecular function: catalytic activity; nuclear receptor activity; zinc ion binding. The transcript is spliced from 5 exons.